UGCAAGACUCCAGAGCUUCAUCUGCGGUGUAGACUGUAUUCUGCAUCAGGGAGUAAACCUCACCAGGCCAAUAUGUUGACGCGAUGCUCCAAUCGCUCUCGCAGUGCCCAAUGCUUUCCCGUUGUUGAAGGCCUCUUGAAUUAUGCUGCCGUGCAGCCUUACGUGCAUAACUGUUUCGUUACCCUACACGAAGGGAGACACACAUAUCAGUUUUGUGUUUUCUUCAGGCGACACCGUCAUCUGGGAGUCAAUCCCCUUCUUAGCAGCGUAGAACACAUAUUCCAAGGUGACGCAGUUGUGAUGAGGAUUGGUGUUGGCGGUGACUCUGUUGUGAAUAUGCGAGGCAGAGAUAAUGCACUUGCUGACUUCGUCAUGCACCAGUGA
Suillus fuscotomentosus is the source of this 384-nucleotide messenger RNA. RefSeq lists its product as uncharacterized. The record is from RefSeq and is a predicted model, not a curated record. The transcript has a single exon. The annotation marks the transcript as partial. NCBI's taxonomy places the organism in Eukaryota, Fungi, Basidiomycota, Agaricomycetes, Boletales, Suillaceae.